CAUCACAAAAAAGCUGCCACAAGAACGUGUUAAAAAUGCCAAAACAUACACUUUUCAUCAGCAUGGGUCUUAAAGUUUUCACCUCAUUCCAGAUGUGUUCGUCUGAAUUUGGGGUUUCCAUGAAACCUGUUUUGAACAAAAGAGGGAAGACGUGACAGCUUUCAGCGUUUUGGCUCAAAAAGCGUAGAUGUGGAGUUGCAUCCCAAGCACCCUGCCUCUGUGAUGGGAUUCUGGUCCAGCGGGGAGAGUGGUUAGGUCGAGCUGUGGCUGGAUGGCUGGCUGGUUGGCCAGUGAGGCUACACUGGAAUGCGGGGUCUUUUGUUUGUCUGAGAGAGGAGUGGGUCAGGGGGAGAAUGCCAUUGAUGAUUGCAGAGAGGAAGAAUGAACCUCCAGGAAGUGUUCUAGCUGUCCCUGCUCCCCCACUCUUAUUCUCUCUGCCUCUAUCUUUUCUCUGUGUGUGAGAACCUUCACCGUGCUGAGCCUCUCUCCACUGAGGCCACGGUCCGCAGGCACAACCACUGCUUUGUCUUGCCCUGUGAACACACACACCCCUCCUCUACUGGGCGCCUACGUUUGCCAGGUCCAGAUAAUCACAGGGCUGCUCCUAUUCUUAUCCGCAUUGCUGCUCCUGCACGGAUGUGUAUCUUGAAAGCAAGUUUCUAAUGUUGGCAAACACUCGGAAAAUGUAAGUGUGAGUUCUGCUGUAAAACCUUUUUUUUUUUUCAUUAGAUCCAUUUUGCGCUGAUGUCCUCCCUCCUCAACUGAAAACGUCAGGCUAAAAAUGGAGUAAAGCGGUAAGUGGACAAGAAUCUAGCUGGUGGCCCCUUCUUGCCGGUGGCUGACACUUCCCGUCACACCGCUCCAUUCCUCACCAUGUCAGAAGGGCUGCAAGAAGCUGUAAAUGGCCCUUUCAAAAACGCACAACAGCUGGAAGACAGGGCAAAGGUGACUGAAGCGGUUGGGGGAGUGCGGGAGGCAGUGGGGGAAAGAGGAGGAGAGGGGCCACGAGAUGAGCAGCUGCAACUUCAAGCCUCCGUUUCUCUAUUUUGUCACCAUCCAGUGCUUUUUAAAUGAUUGAUGGACACUCUGCUUUUCAAAAAGCUAAACAAAUAAUUGACGUUUUUUGAAAAAAAAAAAAAAAAGAUUUUAAAAUCACCACAGCUUUUGUCCUGAGAUGGUCCGAGCACAAUAAAUCACCUCCAACGCCUGGUUCUGUCUGGGAAAACAAAGGCAGGGGUUGGUCCGGUGCCAGGGAAUUCCACGACUCAAAGCAGGAUUAUAGAGAACAGCUUUUGAAAAGAUCCCAAAAGACUGACCUUCUGCAGUAUGCAUAAAAUGUGUGAUUUACACUUUUUUGAUCACUUCUGAUGCCACAGAUAGGAGUUUUCUGGGAGUCAAAAGAGCUUCUUUUAUCCAAAGCAGAUGUAAAAAAAAUUAAAAAAAGAACACAUGCAACAGUUUUUCCCUAAGGCUUUCUAAAUUGUUUAAAUUUCAAGUCUGCUUCGGAACUAAGUUCAAACAGCUCCAAAUUUCUGUGAAAUGCUAGCGUCUAUAAUUUUAUUUUUUUCCAAAACUAUGUCCAAAAAUUAAGACUUUGUUUUUUUUUUUACAUUUCCUGCAGUUGUCCACACUAAAAAAGCUGAAUUCGUUGAAAGCCCACCCUGUUGGUGGGACAGGUGUUUUAAUAAGAGCCAAUUGAUGCCCUCCACCCCCCACCCUCUGCUGCUCCUUGCUUCACACAGCGCCGCUGAACUUCUGCCGGCGAUAUCGCGAGACUUGUGCCAUUAUCAACCUGCUUGACACACAGCAGCGCUGAGUGCAGCCUGCCUUCCCAGGGUCGGACCGGAGCUCAAGAAACGACAAGGCGAAGCGAACAUCUGGCUGCACAUCAUGAAAGGACGGCGGGGUUUAUAGGAGGAAAAAAACAAAGAAAAGAGAGACGACUGAAGCGGGCGGGAUAAGUGUUAUGAAGGAAGAAUGGAGUUCCCAGACCAUAGCCGCCAGUUGCUGCAGUGUCUGAGUCAGCAGCGUCACCAAGGUUUCCUCUGUGACUGCACUGUUCUCGUCGGGGAGGCUCGAUUCAAAGCGCACAGAGCCGUGCUGGCCUCCUGCAGCAUGUACUUCCAUCUCUUCUACAGGGAUCAGCCAGACAAAAGGGACGUUGUGCAUCUCAACAGUGACAUUGUGACAGCCCCGGCUUUCAGUCUGCUCCUUGAAUUUAUGUAUGAGGGGAAGUUAGAGUUCAGCACUCUGCCUGUGGAGGAUGUUCUGGCAGCAGCCAGUUAUCUUCACAUGUAUGAUAUAGUGAAAGUGUGCAAAGGUAAGCUGAAAGAUAAGGAACUUUCCUCCUUGGAUGAAAAGAUGGGUGAGGGUUUGGGACUGGGCUGUUUGGACAGGGAGAAUUCCUCGGAUGGCGAGCUGCACACUAAGCAGCCCAUUCAGCGACAGCUCCAGACACAGUCCCAGGGGCUUCACAGAGCCCCCCCUGCAGAAGAGUUUGACAUCGACAACAGUGAAGUCAGACUGGCUGUCACAGAUUGUGAUAGGUCGACGCAGAGCCGGCAGCAGGCGAACGGUCAUUCUGGCAGGUCCCCGGACCUUGUAGGUGUCAAUUAUGUGUCAGCAGAGGCCGAGCCCUGCGUCCAAACAGCUGGAAAAACAAAAGCUGAUGUCAGUAGUUCCACCGUAUUGCUGUCCCAGAGGUCCCGGGCUUCAGAUGACAUGGACUGUGCACUGGAUUUGUCUUUCAAGCCUCUGUCUAGCAGAGAUCCCUUACACCCCUCCUACGUCUCGGGACAGCUGGCCCUCGACAGCCAGCAGCAGGGCACAGAGCCACUUGUUAAAGACGAACACGACUUGCUGUCAGAGCAGGAGGACAGUGAGCCGAUGAGCCCCGAAAGCCAGCGCUAUGGGAAUAGUGCCAGGAGUUCAGUGGUGACAGGGUUCGCUGCCCUCUUCCAAGGCAACAACGGUGCUACAGCCGCCCUGCUCUCCCAGGAGGAGGACCUGAUGGACGAGGAGGGGGACGCCUGCCGAGGGAGGGAGGGCGCCCCAGGCAGGGAGGUGGACGGGAGGGGCAGGCUGCUGGGGGACAGCGAGGAGGAGGAGGAGGAUGACCUGGCCUCUUCAGACAUCUCCACUUCCAGCGGGGUGCUGUUGCCCCCAGGGCAACAGGUGUGCGUGUGUCCCCUGUGCAGUAAAUGCUUCCCCAGCCCCCACGUCCUGCAGCUGCACCUCAGCUCGCACUUCCGGGAGAAGGACGGCGCCCGCUCCAAGCUAUCUCCAGACGGCUCUGUCCCCACAUGCAUCCAGUGCAACAAGACCUUCUCCUGCAUGUACACCCUCAAGCGUCACGAGCGCACGCACUCUGGCGAGAAGCCAUACACCUGUGGCCAGUGCGGCAAGAGCUUCCAGUACUCCCAUAACUUGAGCCGGCACGCUGUGGUCCACACACGUGAGAAGCCUCAUGCCUGCAAGUGGUGCGAGCGCCGCUUCACUCAGUCCGGGGACCUCUACCGCCACAUCAGGAAAUUUCACUGUGGCCUUGUCAAGACUCUCGCCAUUGGAUAAAAAUGCCUCUCACCAGUGCCAUGACCCCAGACAGAAUGUCUGUCUUUCUUUUUUUUUUUACACUGAAACAUACUACUGAUCAAGUUUUGCUGUUAUUUUUUUCUCCUCUUUUUUGUCAGAGACAUAUCUGUUUGAUCCUCACCCCCCCACCCCCAUGUGGCAUUUCUCAAGUUUGAACACACAGCAGCAAAUCUCCAGCUGUCUCCUGCUCUGCACUGUGUGGAAGCAUGCACGGUGGUCAGAAGCAGUCAGGCAGGCGUGCACAGGCUGUUCAGAAGAACACGAAGGCUGUCAAGCUCAAGCUGAAUGAUGUUGCACUUGUUUGAGUUUAGAAAACGCUUAGAAGAAGAAGAAAUAAUAAGCACACGCUCAUGUCUUUGUGGAGACACAUAAUGCUAACACGCAAUCGUAAGAGUUAGAUUUUAUUUGUGCAAAUGGGAGAUCCAAACCGUCCGUGAGUAGUAAUAUUCUAUUUUGGAUUUAACAACUCCAUUUAUUAUAUUUAUUACUUUUUUGAGAUUGUAGUUCUGAAGUGAAAUAUCACAAGGCAGCAAAGCUUAUGAAGUCUGAUUACUGGAAGUAUGUUUUCUUUUCAUGGAAAGUGUUUUAUUAUUAUUUUUUUGUGUGUGACUAAGAAACAGACCAUCAACUCUCUGUUAAUUUAUUUAAGUUUUAUUUUUUUGCCUUGGGUUAAGUUAGAAGUCCUUUCUUGAUUUCCUCUGCGAGUGAACACAUUUUGAUGGGUUUACACUUAACAAGAGGUUAUCAACUUUAAAAACUAAUACCUGUGACUCUGGUACUCUGCACUGAAACUCCUGGUGUACUUACAAAACAAAUGUAUGGCCAACUUUUUUUUCUUCUUUCUUUUGUCAAAUGAAACAUUUUGGAGGCCUCGAAAAACUUUAAACAUGCAAGGUAUUUGCAAAGGUAACGAUUAAUCUUUAGCUGAUAAAAAAAAAAACAACUGGAAUGGAGCGGUGUGAUGGGAAGUGUCAGCCGCCGGCCACAACUCAAUCCAGUUUUUGUGACAUGUUUCAUAGCUUAAUGGAUCAUUUUCCUAUCAUGACAAAGAUGGAAUUUAAAACGCAAGAGGGCAGGACUAAUGGUGGAUAGUGUAAACACUGUCAUCAAAGCUGUGCCAUUCAGCUCAGUCUGCUGGCUUUUCUUUAUGUUGAACCUCAUUUCUCUGAGCGGAUGUUACUACUGAUGAAGUCUCAAGUGAUGCUUCCUUUAAAAGAAAUACUUCAGGCUGGAAAGAUGCCCUUUUCUCUGUUCACGUAGAUGCUGUACGGAUUCUUAUCAAGGGUGUAACAUUAAAGUUUAUUUGUCUAAUCUGUCCUGAGAAGACUUGAUCAGAAUGUAUUUAUUAGUUAAACUUGGUUCAGGGUUUACUGUAGGCCUAGUUGAUAUUUCUUUAAGCUCGUUAUGUCAUGCCUAGUGAUCUUGGUACUCAUUAACUGGUGUUGGGGCGGUUUUCUUUGUUUUGUUUUUUUGUGCAAAUCAAGUUACUGUUAUUGUAUUUUAAUAUAUUGUUUAGAAGUCUGAACAGAAAAUUCACUUUUUGUCACAUGGAACAUAGACAAGCACUUGUUUUUAGCAUGCAAAUAGUUUCAACACUAUUGUCUAGGCUGCUAUUUCUUACAGUUUGUUGUAUUUAUUGUAAAUAUAUAAUAUUUAUCAAUUUUCUUUUGUUCAUGUUACAUCAUUGAAAAGGUGUCUUAUUAAGACUCCAGUCUCUUAGUGUCAUGUCUUCCCCAGGGAAUCUGCUUCUUUUUUUUUAUUUUUAUCAUAUUCAAGACAUUACUGAGCUCCAGCUCAAUUCAAAUCAGAGCUGCUGGAACCACUUCAACUUCUGUUCUACCACAAGAAACUGUUGUUCUCAAGCACAGCCGCACCGACACGGCACAGGCUACCUAUAGAAAUGAGACAGUGGCGUCAUUGUUUUGCCUCCCUUACAAGUUCCAGGUAGUUUUCAAGGGAUCAUUGUGUAUCUUUCUCCUAGCUGUGGAGAAGAAAGGGACUCCAUGUCUUUCUUUGCACUUUUCUGCAUUGGACAGAGCUGCUGGAAUGUGAUAAAUGCAUUUAGCAAGGGCUGUAAACAGGCGGUUUUGUUCUGAAGGCAUCAACAACCCAUUUCUCUGCAUUGAGGAGAGGCCUAUGAAGAUUAUGACAAUAGAAUCAACACCGCUAGAUUUAACUACACUGACUAUGUUCCCUGGUUUUCAUCUAGUGGCUUAUUUUUUUCUUUUUUUUAAUCAAGACUUCUUAGUAUGUUUUUUUUUUAAUUGAAGGAAAUCCUUUUUGCCUUGUCAGACAUUACUAAAAAAAAAAAAAAGUGUAUCUGAGAGUUUUUGUCCAGUGCUGACAUUGCAAAUUUUGAUCAUAAAUGAGUUUUCCCUCUUUUUUUUCAUGGGGAAACACUUUAGUUUGGUGCCACUCAGAACGGUUUCUGAUUCUCUGAUGUACAUUUUGUACAAUAGUAGAAGGACUAACAAUGUGUAAAGAAUUUUUCUUGUCCUUGUUUGCAGUCUUUAUUUAUACCUCCAGGAUGGUCACCAAAUGUGCCUUGUAGACACACAAAUAGGUGUUGCAUCUGGAGAAGCCUUUUUUUCCCACCGUUUUAUUUUUCAGAAAUAUUAAACAUAUGUUUCCCCCUUAACUGUAGGGGGUAAAGUUCAUAUUGCAGAAACAGAUGUCCUCUGACAUUAAACUAUUCAAAAUUGUUGUUCUUGUUGCUUUUUUUUUUAAACAUAUUUCAUGUGAAACUGUUACACUGAAAGCUCUGACUCUGUUUUAGUGCUGCUUUCUAAGAUAUGACACCGAGUUUUUGACAAUUUCUGUGAAUAAAUCUGUUCUAGUUGUGUUCAAAUGAAGUUUUUGUGUUGGCUCUCAUCAAGCCAGUACUACUGGGAACUAACAAUUUCUUUCUUUUUUGUUUUGUUUUUCUGUCUGUGUUGAAUGUGAAACAAAAAGAGAUUGUGACUUGAAACAGUUCUACCCUUGGAGGGCUACCUUCGCCUGAUUCAUGCUGUAUGAUCCUUCCGGUCUGAAAAUGACUGUUGAUCCUGGAAAUGUUGUCUACAGCAGGCUACAACUGUGAAAAUGUGCAAAAUCAUGAGAGAUAUUUAUUAUUACAAAUGCUUCUCGUGCAAAAUUUGACUGUCUGUUUUCAUUUGGUUUAAAAAAAAAAGAAAAAAAAAAAAGCUACAUGUCAAGUAAAAAACAAAACAAAAACCUUUUUAAUAGAAUUUGUAGAAGUGCCACUUGAAUUUAAUAUAAUUUUUUAAUAAGAGGUAUAUUUUAUAGUAAUCAAUUGCUUCGGUGUUAGUGGCGUAGAGAUUAGAGGACAAUCUUUAUGCGGAAUUGACGUUGCUUAGAUAUUGAGGCAAUUUUCUUUGAUCUAUAACUGUAAGUGCAUUUUCUUUGCCUUUGGAGAGUGCUUGUGUGAGUGUGCUGUGGAAAUGUGACAAUCUUGAUUUAGGUCUUUAUGGAGAAUAUUCAUAGAAUUAAAUGGAACAACUUUC
Molecule: messenger RNA, 7094 nt
Organism: Oryzias latipes (Japanese medaka)
Lineage: Eukaryota; Metazoa; Chordata; Actinopteri; Beloniformes; Adrianichthyidae
Source: RefSeq, a predicted model, not a curated record